AUGAUGGACGAAGGUGAUGAUGUGCUCGCUCACAUCAACAAGAUUCAAACACUGGCGGAACAGCUUGACGCAGUCAGUGCUCCGGUCAGCGAAGAUGACUUGGCGAUCACGCUUCUUGGCAGCCUAAGUGAUCCGUACCAGUUUCUUAUUACGGUUUUGGAUUCACGUGCCGACACGCUGACGUGUGAACUUGUGACGUCUCGGCUGCUGCACGAAGACUUGAAGCGGAAGGAACAAGUUGGUGGUGUCGCUGGGGUCAAGCACAGCCAAGGUCAAACAUUCAUGACCAAUAAUCACCGCAAGCACAGAGGAGGGCGGCAGAUGCAGAAACUCGGCUUAUGCCUUAUUAAUCAAAGAGAACCUCAUUUAAGAAAAGAUACCUACUGUGGCUAA
Peronospora belbahrii is the source of this 393-nucleotide messenger RNA. The record is from the annotation of a GenBank genome assembly. NCBI's taxonomy places the organism in Eukaryota, Oomycota, Peronosporomycetes, Peronosporales, Peronosporaceae.